Tigriopus californicus is the source of this 4166-nucleotide messenger RNA. RefSeq lists its product as uncharacterized. The record is from RefSeq and is a predicted model, not a curated record. The transcript has 2 exons. Gene Ontology annotation, molecular function: potassium ion leak channel activity. The coding region runs from base 94 to 2376 and encodes 760 amino acids. NCBI's taxonomy places the organism in Eukaryota, Metazoa, Arthropoda, Copepoda, Harpacticoida, Harpacticidae. Gene Ontology annotation, biological process: stabilization of membrane potential; potassium ion transmembrane transport. Gene Ontology annotation, cellular component: membrane.
UAAAUGAAACAGACCAGUCAAAAGAAAUAGACAACAAUCGACGAGCUCGACAACGACGACAACAAAGAGCAACCGAGCGGAACCAUUAAGAUAAUGGCCACCCAGCCUGGUUCCAUGGGACCCACGCCACCUCCCCUCCCAUCGUCUUCUUCGUCAACCUCUUCAAGUGGGACAUCUGGCUCCACAGGAGGAGGGGGAGGCCCUCCACCUCCAGCCCCACAAAGAGCCCCCACCACCACGGCCACCUUCAGGAUGAACACAAACGUCAAUGGUGUGCCUAUGGUGGGUCCGGAAGUGCACCGAAUGGAGCGACAUCCUCCCAUGAAUGGGCCAACGCAGUUGACGGACGAUAUGUCGCCAAUGCCCCCUCCGGCCCAAUUCAUGCCGCUUAAUGAGCUGGGCGCACCUUCGUUGGGGAAUCCGGGCGGGCGGGCCGUGGUGUGCAAGAUGCCUAAUUGUCAUGUUCAGGGUUUUCAUCCCCCUCCCCCGAUGUCGCCCAUCAGUGAGAGCCCUUCCACCCAAAGUAUUCAAACCAACCAAGAAGACAGUCCGUCGCCCACUGUGGGUUUUAAUUCCAAUUGUCAGCAAUGCAUUGCCGAGCGAGCAGCUGCAGUUGAGGCCACUUCGGGUUGCAACAGUCGGUCCGGCCAUUACGUACCUGCUUCCUCAGCCUCGUCUUUCACGAAACACGACAUGUCAGAGACCGAGGGUAAUGGCCAUCACAGCUCCUCCAUGGGUCACGCCAACGUAAAAGCCUCUAAUCAUUGUCCGAGUAGUGCGAGCAUCGGUGAUGAUCCCUUUCGAGACGUGGAAGAAACUCGAGGACGACGACUAAGUGAUCCUGGUCCUCCAGCUCGGACUUACGAGUGCGAAGUGUGGUUUCGAGAGACAUCAAGAUUGAUUGCCGGCUGCUUGGGCAUUUGUUGUCUAGCCAUUGGAUAUGCAGCCGUGGGCGGUUUCCUGUUCAUGGCCAUUGAAACGAGGGCAGCCCAAACUCUGUCACCCGCCUCGGGAAUGCAGCGCCCAAGUACGACGACCAAGGAUGAUGACAUCAUUAUUGAAACUCCAACUGUGAUGAACAUCACUGCGGCCAUGUGGGAGAUGCCAAAAGAGGCGAAGGCCAAUCUGGACAAGGCUCGCUUUGAAACUGUGGCCAAAUUAUGGCAAGUGACAGAGCAAAUGAACAUUCUCUAUCCUGACAACUGGACGCGUCAGGCGGCCGAAGAGAUCCUCUGGUUCCAGGAUCAAUUAAUGAAAGUCUUCACUCAAGAAUUCCAUUUGCUCCGCACCCAGGCCCUUCAACAGAAGGGCCAAGAGCAAUCAUCCAUGGAAGAAAAUCAUUACAAGGAAGGAGAUCCAAUGGAUCAUCACCGCCACCAGGUUCCCAAGCGGAGGAAAGAAUGGUCAUUCUCGCGAGGACUUCUCUACGCCGUAUCAUUGCUCACCACAGUUGGGUCGGAUGCGGAUUGGCCAGUGUCGCCACUGUCGAGGAUCCUCACCGUGAUCUACCUCAUUAUCGGUGCCCCAAUCAUGUACCUUUAUCUGACUUCCACUGGCAGCUUGUUUAGUCGUGCCAUCUACUUUGCCUUGUUCCACCUCAGUUGUGGGAGAAAUGGACGGAAUCAAUUCCGGAAGAGUCUUCGUCCUCGGGCCAACCGCAACGAUAAGAUCAAGCGGUCACUCUCACAAACCCCAUUCUACAACAACAAGAGUGGCUCGAGUCAGGUCAGCCAUGAAAAAAUGGCCAUGGUCAACCCCUCGUCCUCGGGCAACUCUGGCAAUGGAGGCGCCGGAGGCUCAUCCAACACUCGGAGGAGCACUUGGCAGACUAAAGGGGGUGCGGGUGGCUCCGGAAAUCCCCAUGGCAGUGCGAGUGUGAUUGUGGCAAACGGCAGCAUAAACACCCUGAGCACCAUAGCAGCCGAGGAUGAGCUCAACCGUCGGCCCAACAUCGCUCUGCCCAUCUUUGGCUGUGUGGGUCUGCUUGUGAUAUACGUGGCUUGUGGUGCGGCAGUGAUGGCCGACACCCAGAACUGGCGAUAUGGGGAAGGGAUCUACUUCUGCUUUGUGUCGCUUUUUACCGUGGGCUUCGGAGGACUCCGACCCGAUGACCCAAAUCUGUGGUACUGUGUUCUCUACAUCUUUUUUGGCCUUGCUCUCAUCUCAACCUGUGCGCAUAUCGUGAAGCAGCAAGUUUUUGAUGAGCUUCGUCGCUACCGGACCAUCAAGAUGAGACACCGCUCGGUUCUGGAAUCAUUUGAGACCCUGAGCAAGGGUCGAAGCAGCGAUGGAGGACCAGGAAAUGGCAAUGGCAGUAGUGGAGGUGUUUCUAGGGGAGCGGGAGGCAGCACGAGCAGUGCCCUAAAUCUGACUUGACACGCCGCAGAAGAGAUAAGCACCUCGACGGGUGGAUCUGUUCUGGGAAUGUCUCAGAGCCUCAUGUUGGCCAAGAAAAAGUUUCGCCCUUCUCAACUAAACUUGAGCGAGAAGAGCUGAAUGGGAUUAAGGUGUUGUUAAAUACCGCGCUCUUUUCCCGUGAGCCACAUUGGUUCAAAAUGCGAAGAGCCUCCGCUCGUUCCACGUCUCAGAUUUGGACACUCAGGAUCAGGUUGAUGAUGAUGAUGAUGAUGAUGGCAUUGGAUCUGUUUGGCUGGAGAGAAGAUCCUGUUCGUUGACUUAGCUAAAGAGAAUCCCAACAAACUUUUUGACAAAUAUGAAUCUUUUGGACUGGUUGAGCUCAAUCCACAGGCGAUGUCGCCGAUGACAUCAUUACCCUCGUCCUUUAAGUGGAUCUCAGCAAAGUUUUUUUUUCUACAAUCCAGGUGUAUGUGUGCAAUAAUCCCUUUAGUGUCAUCCAAGGACGCGGCUCUCAAUGGGUUUGAACGUCCCUUGGGUCAAAUUUCCACUUGAAGAGAGAUAGACGGCAAAACUGUUCCGGGAAGAUGGACCCAUCUGAGAGCGAUGCUUAUCCUCUUCCCCCAUCCAACACAUGCGAUCUCAAGCAAGCAAUUCGAGACUUUAAGACACCAAAACAUCGUGCGCGUCAUCAAAAUCGUAUUCAAGAAAUGAAACCAGACGAAACCAAGAAUCAGCUUUUGUGAGAGGAGCUGUCCUUAAUCAUUGCAAUUCACGAGUUGACUUGGCAUCACUGGGACCGGGUGAAAACCAAUCAGGAUGAGUGAUGAGAUUGUGAGUUACGUAUGUCAAAGGGAGCCCGGUUGUUGUCGGUCUUCAACCUUGGACCUUGUUACCAUCGAUGGGCAAUGCAUUCUUGUCUGAAGUAAUCUCAUUCCGAUUGAAUAGCGCCACUCACUAUGAAUGCAUGGCCUUCGUUCCCUUUCUCUUGAAAUGGGCGUGAAAAACGUUUCAUCACGUAUUACGGAAUCCAAUCGGAUUGGUUGGCAGUUUCAGGUGUGGAGCUAGUUCCAAAGUUGACAUUUCGGCCCCGCUUAUGCAUUUCCCUGUCAAACUAUGUGACCUCAUUUGAGAUUCCGCUUGAGCUACACAGCCUUCUUAUGCCUCUUACAACAGCUACAACUCAUAUUUGAUUGUCUCAGUCUUGAAAUCCCCCCCCCAAAAAAAGACCAGACCAAACACUUAAACACUUGUUCAGUGCGAGAAAUCAAGACUCUUGGAUGAACUUGAAAGGAAAGAGACCGAGAUGUAGCCGUAGAUUAGUGUAAGGCCUUUUGUGAUUCUCUCAAUCCCUUGUGUGAGUGUGCCAUAUUCAAAUGAUGACAUGAGGAAGAGAAAAGAGAAGGCCUUCUCGUGAGAGCGAGCAAGAGUGUGAUCCCUACAUCUUGCAUCUUUUCUGCUCUCUCUCUCUCCUCCCUAUUCUUUCACUCUUGCAUAUAACCUCUUCUCCGAGUCGACCGAAGUGGAACAAGGCUCUUGAUAUUGUAAUUGGAUUUGUUCGAACUGGCUUUUCUGCUUGAAUUUGGAAAGUGACAUGGAACAUUCUCAGACGCACGAUGUCAUUUUCACUUGAACAAUCCUCGACUACCUUGAGCGAGCACACCUGUCAAAAGUGUUCCCCGAACUAUUCUAGGAUGAAGAAGGAACAGAAUGUGAUGUUGUGGAACAGACACGAAUUGAUCAGCCAUGCUUCAUUCUAAUAUGCCAAUAUGUUCCAUGAGCAUUAAACAUACAGUAAUAUACAUAUAUAC